CUGAUUGGUUGCAUGCGAUGACUACGGCUGGAAAAGUUAGGAUAAGUGAACGUGGUGAUCACAUGUGACAGUAGUGUGUUUCGUGGUGUUUUUUUAUUUUUAAUAAUGGUUAAUAACGUAUAAUAGACAAGUUAUUUAAUAAUAGAUAAUAGAUUACUAUAAACUUCUCUUGACUACGAUAAUAUUUCUUUAAAAUUUCAUUGUUGUCAUGGAAACCGAUUAUUUAAAUUUUCACGAUGAAGAACACUUUCCUGAAUUUUCCCUCAAUCUUGAUCAGUAUAACUUUUCUGCUGAUUCUCAUAAACUACACAUGGUUAUUGACGAUGACUUCGAUUAUAUCCAGAGUCAACGAGCACCUGAAAGUUUUUGGGAGGUUGAACAAGAACUCAACGGAGAUAUGGCUGUACUACCUGCAUCAGGAGUAUCUUCAGUUAUGCCGAAAAUUGAGAAUAUGAAAGAAGAUUUUGUCAAAGUUUUCACAGAUUGGCAUGAACACAUUGGUUACCUAGAGGAAUGCGAUAUCAAUGAUGAUUUAAUUGCACUCAACAAUAAUUUACCGGAAAAUUUAAAUAUCAGUCUUUCUGACAUGUUUACUGAUGACAAUAUCGAUAUUCAUACAUCUCCAAUUAAAACUACCCAAAAAACUGUAAAAAUAAUUGCAAGUCCUAUUAAAAAUCCCGUCGAAUUUCCAUCGUCAUACCUGUUAUCUCCUGCUAAAGAAAGUUCAGUUGUGAAAAAAUUAAAAUUAGAUUUAGAAGUAAAUCAGCAAUCAAUUGUAGUGAAAGAAAAUGAUGAUGAUUCGGUAGAAAAAGAAGAAGGAUGCAUUGAUGUAGAAACAGUAUCAGAAUAUCAACCGGUGUUGGAAGCUUGUGAUGUUAAAAGUUUAUUAGAACAGUUUGAAGCUUCGGAAGCUAAUUUUGAUCGCAUAAAUCAAAUUCCUAAUAAAAUAAUUCCUGAUAAUAUCCAAAAACCGUGUGAAAUCGAUAAGGUGGAAGCUCGGAAAGACAUGUUAAAAUUAUUAAAAUCAACAGAACCACAAGUAUCAGAGCGACACAAAAAUAUCCGUGACUCGCUUCCAAAAGAAGUUAUUGACAGGAUAAACGCGUCUGCACGUAAGAAAGUUAUUUCAGUUAUUCCAGCAUUGUCAACUAAUACAAAAAUUAGUAAUCGUACUAGUGCCCGCACACCUAAAUCCACUACUGUUACAUGUAACAAAUCAUCAAAAGCGAUUAACGAAAAUGCGUGUCUUCCAUCUGAUACUGUCAUUCUGAAUGAUCACACUUACUGUACCAACACGGCCGGCAAUAGUAAUUCUGUUUACGUGAGUAAUUAUAAUUUCACUGGAAAUGUAACAAAGACUAUUAAAGGAAAACAUGGUGCAAAAAAAAAUGUCAAUCUAAAAGUUAAUACCCCGACACAUCAUCGGCGCCGUAGUAUAAUUAAACGCAUAGAUAGCUGGAUUGAUAGUAGCUCAAAAAAAGACAGUGGAUUAGAGUCAGGUGAUGUGAGUGAUGCUGGCGACGAACUAGCUACUGUUUCAGCUACAAAAAUUUCCGCAACUUCUAAUGAUCAACAAGUUAUUAAUCAAUUAAUUGAUAAACGAUGCAAAGUUAAUAAUUCUGUACCUGCAAAUACAAUGAUAAGUGUUGAUAAUAAACUAAAUCAAUCGAAACCGAUUCCUGGAAUAAAAAUACAUUCAGCGUUAGCUACGAGUAUAUUACAAAUGAGAAAUGGUGUUUUAACUAAAACAAAAUCAGUAGAUGAAAGUAUUCUUAAAGGUAAAAUGAUUUCUGUAUUAAAAAAACCACCCAUUAAUAAAUUAAUUGGAUUAAAUGAGAGUAUAAUAACAACAAAAAAUAGUCUAAAUGAUGAUGUUCAAAAUAUUAUUGUACAAGAUACUGCCUCAACUCAGGCAUUGUCGUCCUCGUCUUCGUUGUCACUUGUUAAUGUAAACGAAAAAAAACCACCGCGACGAAAAUUAAAUUUAGCUGAAUACAGAAGUAGGCGUGAUCAGAAAAGUGAUAGCAGUAGGACAAGUUCACCAAUACAACCGAUGUCAUUAAUUUACAUUCAUCAUGCAUCAACGACAACUGAACCUAUCAAGGAUGAUCCAGAUAAUCCUAUAUGGUCAGAACGUGAAAUUGUUUCAAUGUUAAAACCGAAAAAUAUGAUUGAUGAACCGCGCAUAAAACCUAUUACACGUGAUGUGACUGUACAGACGUAUGAAACUGUUUUUGAUAAUCCUAAAAGUUCUCAUGUAAAAAUUAACAAACCAGAAGAAGAAGAAAAUAACAUAGAUAUAGAACCAAUAAAAGAUGAUAAAGUUCAUACAGUUGAAGGAAAUCAAGUGUAUGAGAAAAAACACUAUUAUCGGCAACGUAGGGUUUCAUUAAGUUGCAGUCGGUCACGAUCUAGAAGUCGUAGUAAAAGUAGUAACAGUACUCGAAGUCGUAGUAGAAAAAAAAGUAGAAUUGUGAGUUGUAAGAGAGUUAGUCGAAGCCGAAGUCGCAACAAAUGUAGAACUAGCAGAAGCCGUAGUUGUAGUCGAAGUCGAAGUCGAAGUUUAUCAAGUAAGCGAAAUAUCAGACGUAGGAAAAUUAGUCAUCGUCGGAGUAGCGUUAGUUCUAAUAGCAGUUGGUCUUCGCGAUCACGAUCAAGAUCUACUUACAGAUCAAGAUCAUUCUCCAGAUCAUCUCGAUCACGAUCAAGAUCUAGAUCUAGAUCUAGAUCUAGGUCUAGAUCUAGAUCUCGUCACUCAUGUAGUACAAGGUAUUUUAAAUAUAAAUCGGAAAGGAAUAAAAGAUCGGGUCAACGAAAACGAUCACGGAGGCGGAGAACGAGUUAUGAUAGGUGCAGUCGUUACUCGUCGGAACGUAGUUAUAAUUCUUAUAACGGACGAAGAUCUCCUAGCUACACAAGAUAUUCUUACAAUACAAACACAUGGCACAAUCAUGAAAAAACGAGACAAGUCGAAGAACGAAGAGUCAUAUAUGUUGGCCGCAUUGAUGAAGGAAUUACUAAAGCUGAUUUACGUAAAAGAUUUGAAGCUUUUGGACCGGUUUUAGAUAUUAGUUUACAUUUUCGUGAGCACGGAGAUAAUUAUGGAUUUGUAACAUUCGCCCACAAGAAUGAUGCGUAUGAAGCUGUGGAACAUGGUAAUGAUGAUCCUAAUUUACCAAGAUAUGAUCUGAGUUUUGGUGGACGAAGAGCAUUUUGUAAAGUUAAAUAUGCGGAUUUAGAUGGAGCACCAAACAGUUCAUAUACUUCUGGUCGGAGUUCAUUGAAGUCCAAUAAUGACGAUGACUCAUUCGAUCUUUUAUUAAAAGAGGCUAAAGCGAAACUACGUAACCGAAAGGUUUGACACACGUAUAUUUUAUUAGUUUUUAAUUUUAUUCAAUAUAUAUAUAUACCUAUAUAUAUAUAUAUAUAUAAAUUCUUUUUUUAAAUUGACGGUGCCAGAACUUGAGCAGAAAAAAUGAUUUACGAUCAAGACAUUGACUGUAAUUUUUAAUGUCGAUAAUGCAAACAAUUAUCGAGAAAACGAUGAAUUAAUUCUUCUCAAAACUCAAUUAUUACAUUAAUAUAUAUAAAUUAACAAAUAACUACAACUAUUAGAAGGAAUGUUAGAUCCAUAAUAAUUAAUCAUGCAUUCGAAAGUUUCAGUUAUUUUCAGCCUAACAAAUAUAUAUAUAUAUAUAUAUAUAUAUACACACACUUAUACUAGUAAUCAAUUUUUUUUUACUUCUCUAAAGUAGACUCGAUGUCUUAAUCACUAAUUACUAUUCAACUUGCUUCAAUUUUUUUAUUUUAUCA
This is a messenger RNA of Microplitis mediator, 3813 nucleotides long. RefSeq lists its product as uncharacterized. Gene Ontology annotation, biological process: positive regulation of transcription by RNA polymerase II. Gene Ontology annotation, molecular function: transcription factor binding; RNA binding. The record is from RefSeq and is a predicted model, not a curated record. Gene Ontology annotation, cellular component: nucleus. Lineage: Eukaryota; Metazoa; Arthropoda; Insecta; Hymenoptera; Braconidae. The transcript has 9 exons. The coding region runs from base 209 to 3361 and encodes 1050 amino acids.